AUGCAUAUAACUCAUGAAAAUUUAUUAAAGUAUCGUGGCAUUGCUCUUGAGUAUGAUCAUAUAUUAUUCUUUAUGGAGUAUUGUAGUCAUGGUACAAUAGCUCAACUUUUACUCGGUACCUCAUCGUCUUCAUCAUCAUUACAUAUAGAUACACGUUGUCUAUCAGCUUCACUUGUUUAUUCAUUAAAUCAUACAUCAUCUGUUGAUAAAGAUAUUAUACAAAUAACAGCUGAUUUUGAUGAUGUUAAUUUUGUUUAUGAUUCUAAAUUUAUGAAAAAACAAUCAUUAUUACUUGAUAUGGAAGUUAUUGCUAAUAUACGUUGUAUACCAUACAGUAAUUCAUCAAUAGCAUCAAGUGCUUAUUAUCGGCAAGUUAUUAAUUGGGUUGCUAAUGGUGUACAACGAACAAUUUCAACUGAUUUAUGUUUAACAAAUGAAUGUAUUGGUUUUUUUUGA
Messenger RNA from Rotaria sp. Silwood1, 456 nucleotides. The record is from the annotation of a GenBank genome assembly. Lineage: Eukaryota; Metazoa; Rotifera; Eurotatoria; Philodinida; Philodinidae.